Messenger RNA from Etheostoma cragini (Arkansas darter), 1499 nucleotides. Its product is annotated as endonuclease domain-containing 1 protein. Bases 48 to 959 code for a protein of 303 amino acids. The record is from RefSeq and is a predicted model, not a curated record. NCBI's taxonomy places the organism in Eukaryota, Metazoa, Chordata, Actinopteri, Perciformes, Percidae. Gene Ontology annotation, molecular function: metal ion binding; hydrolase activity; nucleic acid binding. The transcript is spliced from 2 exons.
GCUUAGCAGAAGCCAUAGUAGGAGAGACUGAGAAGACGUUUUUCACCAUGAGUGUGUUAUCGCCUCUAGUUUUUGUUCCUGUGCUAGCUUGUUUUCUGCCUCUAAUGUCAGCAACGGUGGUUCAGGAUUUUAACCACAUAGAGAGGUGCAAGGACUCCCUGUACAUGGGGACACCACCACGCGGGUUCACCGACACUAAACUGAAGAAGAUCUGCCAACGUUACGCAGACCGACCUCGCUAUGUGACCCUGUACGACCCCAAAAAGCGGAUUCCAGUUUACUCAGCGUAUACCUUCAAGAAAACAGAGGGAGACAGACGUGUGGACUACCCUUGGAUGUACGAGCCACAGCUGGCAGAAGUCGAUGGGAAUGGGAACAUGCAGUCCUUCCCCACUGGCUACCUGCACAUGAAGUUCGAGGACAGCCAGGCAGUCCUGGAUGACUACUCUGACGUGGUCCUGUAUGAGAGAGGCCACCUGAACCCGGACCAGCACCAGUCCACGCCACACGACCGCGCCGCCACCUACACUCUGACAAACGUGGUGCCGGAGAUCCGCGAGUUCAACAUCGGGCCUUGGCGUGAGUACGAGGAGCGGAUUCGGGUCCGCCUCAACAACUUCUGCCGCGGCACGGCCUACAUCGUGACCGGAGUGACCACCAGGGGCAACAUGAUCCGCCGAAACAACCAGGACCGCGUGGCCAUCCCCGAAGACGUGUGGUCCGCUUACUGCUGCACUGAAUACGACCGCAACGCGCCGCACGACGUCCGCAUCCGCUUCCCGACCUACGGAGUCUUGGCCAAAAACGCCAAAGAGGGAAACAGCGUGCACGAGAUGCCGCUCCAGGAACUUGAGAUAUUUUUGAAAAGUAAUUUGGAUGUUGACCAGAACCUUCAGAUCUUUUAUGACAACUGCAUCUCUCCCUCACCCCUCCCUCUUUACCUCCAACAUACUAUCUGAGAGCUUAAACCUCCUGUGUGCACGUGGGUUUUUAUUACAAAUGCUAAUUUCUAAAUUUGCUUGCAGCUCCGUUAAGCCACCUACACAUGAUAAGCGAUUUGCUCUGUGCGCGCCGCUCCGACGCUACGAGAGCAAAGCGAAGCGCAGGUAAACGUCAUCAAGAGUGGCAGGGGAGAUAGGCUACUGCCCGUUGCUAGGAAACGACAUGCGGUUAUCUCAUUGGUUGUGCGUUCGAAAGGUCAGCGGCAACUAGGUUAAAAGUUACAAUAAUUUGAAUUUUGAGCGCAGCGCUAAGCGGCAGAUACGAGCGGUAGCGCAGCGGAGUGGGCGUCACCGCCCUCCCUAUAGGAAAUCAACGGAACGGCCGGCGCAAAGCGGGUUUGCCGCAUGUCAUGUGUAGACGGUUUAAUUAUAAAAACAAAAACAGAAAAGGCACAUUUUACAAGACAGCUGCUUUGUUAAGAGAGGGAUUAUAAAUGCCUGAUGCGCGGGAGGUUAUGCAAAUUGGCUCAUUCAAUAAAAUGUCUUAAUUAACUGUGA